Messenger RNA from Bicyclus anynana (squinting bush brown), 3180 nucleotides. It is a transcript of the gene Cyp4g15, whose product is annotated as cytochrome P450 4g15. The record is from RefSeq and is a predicted model, not a curated record. Gene Ontology annotation, molecular function: monooxygenase activity; heme binding; iron ion binding. The transcript has 9 exons. NCBI's taxonomy places the organism in Eukaryota, Metazoa, Arthropoda, Insecta, Lepidoptera, Nymphalidae. Bases 156 to 1838 code for a protein of 560 amino acids.
GUCACAAGCGUGUAUAUAGAUGGUUGCGCGAGAGUCUAUUAGAUAGUCAGAACUGAGACGCGGUUAGCAACCCUCAAGAAAAUCAUAUUGUUUAGUUAGUUUAGUGUUUCGUCAAGCUGAGAAUUGACUCUUGAAAGUAGGUGCGAUCCGUCGAAAUGAGCUAUACGGCUGCCGAAAACACCGUCGCCUCUAGUACGUGGGCGGCGACUAAUCUCUUCUAUGUGUUACUGGUUCCUGUCCUACUCCUCUGGUACACCUACUGGAGGUCAUCACGAAGGCGCUUGUAUGAACUUGCCGAAAAACUCCCUGGACCUGAAGGAUUACCGCUCCUAGGGAAUGCUCUGGAGUUCACUGGAGGCUCUCAUGAAAUAUUCAAACGCAUCGUGGAAAGGGGCAACGAAUUUGACGAACAAUCCGCCGUUAAGAUCUGGAUAGGUCCCAGGCUUCUCUUGUUCCUGUAUGAUCCACGGGAUGUCGAACUCAUUCUAUCAUCCAACGUUCACAUCGACAAGGCAGAGGAGUACAGAUUUUUCAAGCCCUGGCUUGGAGAAGGCCUGCUUAUUAGUACAGGUCAAAAGUGGCGGUCUCACAGAAAACUGAUCGCUCCCACAUUCCACUUGAACGUGCUUAAGAGCUUCAUUGACCUCUUCAACGCCAACUCCAGGACAGUUGUCAAUAAACUCAAAAAGGAAGCCGGCACCUUUGAUUGUCACGACUACAUGAGCGAGUGCACCGUCGAAAUCCUUCUUGAAACAGCUAUGGGAGUCAGCAAAAGUACUCAAGACCAAAGUGGUUUUGAAUAUGCUAUGGCUGUUAUGAAAAUGUGCGAUAUCCUACAUUUGAGACACACCAAGAUUUGGCUUCGACCUGACCUAUUGUUUAACUUUACUCAAUACGCUAAAUUACAAAAUAAACUUCUCAAUGUUAUUCACGGAUUAACAAAAAAGGUCAUUAAAAGGAAAAAAGAAGAGUUUAAGAAUGGAAAACAGUCAUCAGCAGCUGCUUACACAGAAGAAAAUGGAGUAAACAAAGAUGACGUAACGACAAAGGUUACAUCUGUGGAAGGCCUUUCAUUCGGACAAUCAGCUGGACUUAAGGAUGAUUUGGACGUUGAUGAAGACGUUGGGCAAAAGAAACGACUUGCAUUCUUAGAACUUCUUCUUGAAAGUGCUCAAGGUGGGGUAGUUAUUAGUGAUGAAGAAAUCAAAGAACAAGUAGACACAAUUAUGUUUGAGGGUCAUGACACAACCGCAGCUGGUAGCAGUUUCUUCUUGUCUUUAAUGGGAAUUCAUCAAGAUAUACAAGACAAGGUUGUCGAAGAGUUGGACCAAAUAUUCGGGGACUCUGACCGCCCAGCUACUUUCCAAGAUACUUUAGAGAUGAAGUAUUUAGAAAGAUGUCUGAUGGAGACUCUUAGAAUGUUCCCACCGGUACCAAUCAUAGCGCGAGAAAUAAAACAGGAAGUUACUCUGCCAUCGAAUGGUAAGAAAGUGCCAGCGGGUACAACAGUUAUCAUUGCAACCUACAAAUUGCAUCGCCGCAGUGAUGUAUAUCCUAAUCCUGAAAUAUUCGACCCUGAUAAUUUCCUACCAGAGCGCUCUGCGAACCGUCAUUACUAUGCAUUCGUGCCGUUUUCCGCUGGACCAAGGUCAUGUGUUGGUCGCAAAUAUGCUAUGCUGAAACUGAAGAUUCUGCUUUCGACCAUCCUGAGAAAUUUCCGUGUAUAUUCUGACAUAAAAGAAUCAGAUUUCAAACUUCAAGCUGAUAUCAUAUUGAAACGAGCUGAAGGAUUCCAAGUACGAUUGGCACCUCGAAAACGAACGACAACGGCCUGCUGAAAUAGUCAAGUAAACAUAAAUAUUGAUUAAGUAUCCAUUGGCUGAUGGGCUUUCAUUUAAUCAAUGGUUUAGUGUAAAGGUCGUAGCUCAUUAGAGCCACCCGGGAUUUGACCCACAUUUAGAGUUGUUAGUUACGUCUAGAGUGGUUAGUAUUUUUCGUAUGGAUUUGUAUUAGCGUUCGCUCACUACAUCAACUCCGUACCAUCACCGGAUCGCCUCGCUUGCGCCAUGCGCGGACUGCGACUGGACAACUCAAUGAUAGCUCGCUGUUGGCAUCACCUAACAGACGUGUAUUCUGUGACGCCAACAGCGAGCGGCUAGGGCGAAACGCUAAUAGACCACCUAAAACGCGCAAGGUUCACUGGUGACCACUUGUCGACUACAAGUGUACACCUAGCGUCGAGGCGGUGCAGGUCGGGUCCCGGGUGGUUCUAAUGAGCUACGACCUUAAUUCGUAAACCGCCAUUUAAUAUCUAUUGUGAAUAUCUAGAGGCAUUACAUUUAUAAAGGAAGACCCACUAAUGGGAUGCAUAGGUUUUACAGGCUCAUCUAAGAACCAAAGGAUUUCGUUAAUAAGGUACUAAGUACGUUCUUUAAUUUUCUUGUUAUUGUGUUACUCUAGGCACUACUUUGAAUAUGUUGUACAACAUUAAUUUUAAGUGUAUUUAUCUCUCUCGUCUCUUAUAGUUAAUUUCACUUUUUAAUAAAAAAAAGUUAUUUUACAUUUGUGUUUUGUCAACUCUGAUGUAGCUAGUGAUUUUUUACAAGUUAGCAUUCACUACAAUUUAGAGAUUGAAGCGGGCUAACUUGUGAACUUGUGAAGGAUGAAAAUCCAAACCUCUUUCACAAUUUUCGAUUUGAGUUCCGAUUCACGUCAAAUUAAGAUUGCACACUAUUUAAAAUGGGCUGAUAUCAAAAUAUAUAUUAUCAUGUGCGAAAUCAUUUAAAAUAGAUUAUAAAUUAUCUCAGAUCAAUGAAAUAGUUGAUAAUGGUGCAAUUCGUGGGAAUAACAAGCAGAAUUUCCGUAGUAUGAGUUGGUCAUUAUUCUUGAUAUUAAAAAUAAAAUAUUUUUUUUUAAAUUUCAUUCUACUUCACCAAAUAUUUAUCUCAACAAAAAGUCCUGCGUUAAAUCAGUUUUUCGUAUUGCGAUACCAGUACUGACUAAAAUUAUUGUUAGUUAUAUUUCUUAGAAUUUAGGGUGAAAGUUUAUAGCGUCAAUUGAUGAAGGUUUGUAAGAUUAAUCUCAAUUUCGUACUAUUUUUUGAAGAAACAUCGCUGUGAAUAAUUAUUUGCAUUUGUUAUUACUUAUGGGCUAUACAGAAUAAAGAAUUGUUUACAAUUA